Molecule: messenger RNA, 1014 nt
Organism: Fraxinus pennsylvanica
Lineage: Eukaryota; Viridiplantae; Streptophyta; Magnoliopsida; Lamiales; Oleaceae
Source: the annotation of a GenBank genome assembly
AUGGCAUUUUCUUCCACCUUUGGUUUUUCAGUGAAACGUUGUAAGCCUGAAUUGGUGGUGCCUGCGAAGCCUACACCACGUGAAAUAAAGAAACUCUCCGAUAUAGAUGAUCAAGAAGGUUUACGGUUUCAAGUUCCGAUAGUGUUUUUCUAUAAAAACAAUCCUUCAAUGAAAGGGAUAAAUCCAGUUGAAGUUAUUCGAGAAGGACUUGCGAAAACACUGGUUUAUUAUUAUCCCUUUGCUGGGAGGAUUAUGGAAGGAGACAACAGAAAACUUAUGGUUGAUUGCAAUGGCGAAGGCGUUUUGUUCGUAGAGGCUGAUGCAUAUAUCAGGCUUGAGCAGCUUGGGGAUAACAUAUUGCCGCCAUGUCCGUUUAUGGAAGAGUUUCUGCACGAUGUACCUUGUUCUGGAGGGAUCAUUGGCUGCCCUCUUUUGUUGAUUCAAGUAACCAGAUUCAUUUGUGGUGGAUUUGCUUUGGGAAUCCGAUUGAACCACACUAUGGCAGAUGCUUAUGGGAUGAUGCAAUUUCUAAAUGCUAUUUCUGAAUUAGAGAAAGGUGAAUAUGCACCUUCAAUUUCACCUGUAUGGCAAAGAGAACAAUAUUUGAAUGCAAGAUCUCCCCCAAGAAUUACAUGCAUUCACCAUGAAUAUGAACAAAUACCACAAUCCCCAGACUUUAUGGAUUCGGAUAAGCUAAUUCGGACUGCCAUUUUCUUUACUCCAAAGGAUAUACAAGCACUAUAUAAUCAUCUAUCCUCGUCCAGAAGUUUUCGAAGGUGCUCAAGAUUUGAUCUGAUAACAGCAUGCUUAUGGAAAUGUCGUACGAAUGCACUGAAUCCAUCUGAUCCAGAUGAGACUGUUCGUCUUUCAGUCUGUAUCAAUGUGCGUGGCAAGCAAGGCCUGAAUGUACCGACUGGAUACUACGGCAAUGCUUUUGUUUAUCCGGCAGCAGUAUCCACAGCCNACCUGCUGAAUGCAGGGAAGAAGAAGAACUUUUCAUUCAAUCUUACUUAA